CUAGCUUGAUAACAGUGUCCUGUCCUGCUUCCAUCCACAGUGAAAACACAGCUUGUGAUCAAGACUGAUGGAGACAACAGGAGUUUGUGAGAUUGAUGUGGCGAACAGAAGAAUAGUGGGAGGCAGUGAUUCUCCCCCUGACCUGGACAGCCCGAGCCAGGAGGAGGUUGCAGAGUUUGAUUUGGGGUUGUGCUGCGCUGAAGAGGAGAGGGGGGAAACUCCAGGCAGAGAGGACAGUCCCAGUGACCUGGGGGAGGCAGAGCUUGAUCCUGGAGGAGACCCCAAGGCUGGAGAGGAAAAGGCUUUUGGGAAGGAGGUUGUUCUGUUGAUGCAGGCCUUGAACUCUCUUGCCACUCCUGAGGAGAAACUGGCUGCGUUGUGCAAGAAAUAUGCAGACCUGCUGGAGGAGAGCCGCUGCAUGCAGAAGCGACUGAAAGCCCUGCAGAAGAAGCAGUCUCAGAUUGUGAAGGAGAAGAUCCACCUGCAGGGAGAGCACAGCAAGGCCAUCCUGGCCCGCAGCAAGCUGGAGAGCCUCUGCAGGGAGCUGCAGAGACACAACAAGACGCUGAAGGAGGAGAACGCCCAGCGGUCCAGGGAGUACGAGGAGCAGCGUAAGGAGGCCAUGCUGCACUUCCAGAUGACCUUGAGCGAUAUCGAGGUGCAGAUGGAGCAGCACAGCUCCCACAACACCAAGCUGAGGCAGGAGAACAUGGAGCUGGCCGAGAAGCUCAAAAAGCUCAUCGAGCAGUAUGAGCUCAGAGAGGAGCACAUAGACAAGGUGUUCAAGCACAAGGAGCUGCAGCAGCAGCUGAUGGACGCCAAGCUGCAGAGAAUCACAGAGAUGAUGAAGGAAGUGGAGGAGAAGCAGCAGAGAGAGAGGGACUUUCUGCUGAAGGAUGCCACAGAGUCCAGACGCAAGUGUGAGCUGAUGAAGGAGCAAGAAAUGCAGCUCAAACAACAGCUCUCAUUAUACAUGGACAAGUUUGAGGAGUUUCAGAGCACUCUGGCUAAGAGCAACGAGGUCUUCACCACUUUCAGACAAGAGAUGGAAAAGAUGACCAAGAAGAUCAAGAAGCUGGAGAGGGAAACGACGCAGUGGAAGACCAAAUGGGAGAGCAACAACCAGGCCCUGCUGCAGAUGGCCGAGGAGAAAACUCUGCGUGACGGCCACUUCAAGGCCCUGCAGGGGAAACUGGAGCUGCUGGAGAGGCUGUGCAGAGCCCUGCAGAAGGAGAGGAACGACCUCAACAACCGGCUCAGCCUCCUGCAGGAGCAGGGAGACAAAGGGACCACAGCACCUCCUGAAGCCCAGCGACGGGAGCCCUCAGAGGAAGACGAGGACGAGGAGGAGGAGGAGGACGAAGAGGAGGAGGAGGUGGAGGGCUUGGCACAGGGCGGCGAGCAGGAGACAGAGGGCAUUCACCAAGCUCCCAGACCACCUGAACUGGACUCCUCAUCGGCUGCUACUAACAAAACCACUACUGCUACGACGACCAGCCAGUCGGCAGAAACACCAACCACACAGCAGGACUGAGAGAACCUACAUGGCGUGUGUGUGUGUGUGUAUGUAGGUGAGAAGGGUUUUAUAGGAGGGCUCCACACACCUCCAGCCUAGUCCCUGAACUAGCCAGACAAACCAUCGUCAAAGGAGAUAGAGAUUUCUUUUCUUUUUUUUUUUUUUUUUUAAAGUCUAGACCUGCCUCUCCAGGUUUCUACACACAGUCUGAACCCAUAUCUUUUUGUGUGAUAGUUUAAGAAGAAUAAAACGGCUGUAUCAAAGAGUCUAUUCUAAAAGUUUGCCCAUGUUUACAUCGGUUGUAAGAAUUGGCUUUGUGGCGAGCACUGCGUUUUCUACCAUAACUGUAUUUUCAUACAGAAAUUUCCAUGCAGGCUGAUUGAAGCUCUCUCUCUUCACAUGCAUCCCUCCCAUCCCUCAUUGACAAUUCUAGUUUGGUUCAUUGUAAAGUAAGGGUAAAUCACAUUUCUAAGUGUGUAUUAAUGGAAGCUGACAGUCAGAAUGUGAUUGGUAGAGCUGGAAGAGGAAACAGGACGUACUGUAGAGCGAGUGCAGAGUCAGAUUUGGGCUUAUUUGACAUCUGAAUUGCCUCUGUAUUCAACUUUUUUUUUUUUUUUUUAAAUCACAUUAUAUUUUAAAGUUUUGGCUUUUUAUUUUGUUUUGGAGCCAGAAGUGUCACAGCAGCAUUAAUCUGCACAUCCUCAUAACACAGGUGACACUGCUUUGAAGCUCGGGGGGAUGUAGAUGCUGAGUUACAACCUACAACAUGCUGGGAACACGCUAACGUCAAAGCAGCCACAAUGACCUGUCAGGCUACAACAUGCUCUGUCACUACGCUAAGCUCGUACUGUUUGCUGUGCUGAGAGGAAAGGCUGAUCUGAGGAGUAAUGUGUGAUGCAUUUGAUGGAUGGAUUGAACAGCACAGUUGUUGGGACAGCUGUUGAUAAAGGUGAAGCUGGAACAGGAAAUAACACACACACACAUCUUUACGAAAGAAGAGCUGAGAGAGAGAGAGAGAGGGUCAGAGUCUGGCUGAUCAGUGUGGAGUGGGAUUCUGUCCUAGUGUCAGAGGAUCAGUGUAGAUGACGGAGAGCUUUAGUCUGGAUGAAGCUGAUGGUAAAGCAUCUGAGUCAGUGUCUGCUGGGUGGCUGCAGUGUUCUCUUUACGUUUUUUUAAAUCCUGUCAGUGGUUUUUUGUCAUAGUAUUAUCUAAAGAGCUGUUUAGUUUUGAGAACAGUGAUAUCACCAGUAGGGCUGUCGGUAUUUCAGAAGAUCAUGUUCAAACUAAUUGGAGGUGGGCGGUCUGAGCAGGCGGCACAGGUGACGCUGUCCUCAGGUUCCUUUUGGCUGUAGAGGAAGUUUUUUUUUUUUUUUUACGUCGUCUGUGUUUUAUUUCACCAUCUUAUGUCGAAGAAUCCAAAAAUCUUUCCACACUGUUCUCCUCAGAUGCUUCAGUAUUAUCGUCCAAUCAGCACAGCCUUUCUUAUUUAUUAGCUUAGUGUACUGAUCAACAUGGCAGCAAGACGUCAAGCUGUUCUUAUGAAUUUGGAAUCAUGCCACCAUCACUGAAAUGAUGAGAAAUUCAUACAUAAAUGAUGAAAUGAUGCAUCCCUUGGAGAGACCGCUGAAAUGAUGAUACUCGGUGAAAGUCUUUGUGCUACGUGUGUCACAUCAGUAGAUUUACACCUGCACCUCAGCUCAGCUUUGUUUUGUCAGCGUGACAGGGCUGUAGAGAGGAGGAGAGCCAGGUCACCGACAGAUCGUUUAAUGUUAAGUGAUGUCUGAAAAACCACCAACUCUUUCAGUGCGUCAGGAUAAUGGGCCCCGUUUGUCUUUGAAACUUCAUACUGGAAGAAAAAAGGAGUGUGAUCUGCUUUUCUUAUGCGUUUGAAUAAAAAGAUGUUGAUGUCCGUCAGCGAUGCAUAUUCAUGGCCGUCGCAGGAGCUGACUCGUGAGCAUGAAUGCAGGGAGUCUUAUCAUUAGCUGGGUCACAUCAGAUUCUGGAUCUUGUUCCAUCAUAUUGUUGGGAUUGUUGCACCAGUGAGAAGAACCAUCUCCACCUUUCAUUUUAUUUUAUUUUUUUGUUGGGAUGUGAAGAGAAGAAUCAUCAAAGUCUGUUCACUUUCAUCUUCUCUGCUUAUUUUAAUUCCCAUUUGUGUUCUUUGGGGCAGCAUCAUCAUAACCUUUAACCCUUCAUUAACACGGGUCAAUGAGGCCCGAUAUCUCAAAUAUAGCACUUAUAAAUGUUGAUGCACAGUGAUCUGCUGACUCCUUCUAGUUCCUUUCAUUGGCUUCCUCAUUUGGAAAUUUGCAUCUUUUGUGGGUGUAAAUCACAAGACUGAUCUAAGAUCAGCAUUU
Messenger RNA from Toxotes jaculatrix (banded archerfish), 3873 nucleotides. RefSeq names its product taxilin gamma (gene txlng). The record is from RefSeq and is a predicted model, not a curated record. The transcript has 11 exons. Lineage: Eukaryota; Metazoa; Chordata; Actinopteri; Toxotidae. Gene Ontology annotation, molecular function: syntaxin binding. The coding region runs from base 68 to 1534 and encodes 488 amino acids. Gene Ontology annotation, biological process: regulation of cell cycle.